Parnassius apollo (apollo) is the source of this 744-nucleotide messenger RNA. The record is from the annotation of a GenBank genome assembly. NCBI's taxonomy places the organism in Eukaryota, Metazoa, Arthropoda, Insecta, Lepidoptera, Papilionidae.
AUGCCACUGAUGAGAAUCCGAAGCGUCGAAAUAAUUUUUGAAGACGAUAUGUCCACUUGCACAGAUACGGGAAUAUUAGAUCGCAGCAUGGAAUUGCUUCUAUCUGAUAGCAGCGAGGAUUCUACUAAAUGUGUUGACGAUUUACAUGCCGAAAGAGACGAGAAUGACUGCUCAGUAACAUUAAACGCGGAGGGUGAUUUAUCAGAUGACACAUCUAUUUCUUCAAGGGAUAAUAUUAUCGGAAAAGAAAAUCAUAAAAUAGAAACACCACAAAUCCAUCAAAUCGAAGCAGACCGCACUCAUAUUGAACACCACAGUAAAAAGAGCAUGAUAGUCAAUGAUGAGACUACAUUAUCACUCAUUGUAUCUGAAAUAGGCGAUUCUGGGCACUAUACUGAGGAUCCAUGCUCAUCUCAAAUCGAAACAGUUCCCAUUAUAACUUACGACGAUGCUUUGCUUUCCCAUUCUUUCGACGUCGUCAAUAUUGAUGAACCAUCAGUGCAUAAUACAUGCGAUCUAUCCGAAGUUUGUAGCAUUAUUGAUAAAGGAAAAUCAAUGUUAUUAUAUGAAUAUAUUGAAAGCAAUAGUGAUAGUUCCGAUAAUACUGCUAUAUGUGACGAUGAAAAUGCUGAAGUGAAAAUUUUAACAUCUCUUCAUAAUGCCGUGGUUUCUGAUGAAGAGGACACUGUGUGCGACAGUUAUGAUCUACAGUAUGAUUCUUUUGUGGACAUGGGAAAGUUUUGA